Caenorhabditis remanei is the source of this 405-nucleotide messenger RNA. RefSeq lists its product as uncharacterized. The coding region runs from base 1 to 405 and encodes 134 amino acids. Lineage: Eukaryota; Metazoa; Nematoda; Chromadorea; Rhabditida; Rhabditidae. The record is from RefSeq and is a predicted model, not a curated record. The transcript has a single exon.
AUGUCGUCGUCUUCAUCUUCUGCUAUUUCUUCUGUUUUGGGACUCAAAACUGAUUUGGAAAAGAAGAGAGCUGAGGUCCAGAAUCUCAAAGAGAAAUUGAAGAAGGUCCAGCUGGAAGAAUCGAUACUCAAUCAGAAAUUGGAUAUAGGGGAAUUUGAAAAAAUAGAGAUUUACAACGAUUUAGUGAAGAAUGAGAAAGAGAUGAAAGCUAAAAAUAUGCGAAUUGACGAACUGAAAUCCCACAUUCGUUCCGCGGAGAAACUGUUUAAGAAGCAGCAGAAAGAGAUCGAUAUGCUCCGUGCAGCUCAGGAACAGAAGAAGGAAAAUCAGAAACUCUGCAGCUACGGCGAGUCCUGUUGGAGAUUCGUUCAAAAUAUCGAGAAGAAUGAGAAUAGUAUUUUGUAG